This is a messenger RNA of Cordyceps militaris CM01, 1830 nucleotides long. RefSeq names its product Dihydroxy-acid/6-phosphogluconate dehydratase. The transcript has 3 exons. The coding region runs from base 1 to 1830 and encodes 609 amino acids. Gene Ontology annotation, molecular function: hydro-lyase activity. Lineage: Eukaryota; Fungi; Ascomycota; Sordariomycetes; Hypocreales; Cordycipitaceae. The record is from RefSeq and is a predicted model, not a curated record.
AUGAGUUCCACCACCACCACCACCACCACCACCACCAACCCAGACUAUGAUCUAAACACGCCCAUCCACAAAGGCAGCAGCGGCCUCCGCGCCGGCCUCCCCUCGUACGGCGACGCGCACUUCUCCCUCUUCCUGCGCAAAGUCUUCAUCAAGGCGCUCGGCUACAGCGACGACGCGCUCGGGCGGCCCAUUGUCGGCAUCGUCAACACGUACAGCAGCUUCAACCCGUGCCACGCCAGCGUGCCGGCGCUCGUGGCGGCGGCGACGCGCGGCGUGCAGCUCGCCGGCGGCCUGGCCAUGGAGUUCCCCACCAUCAGCCUGCACGAGUCGUUUGCCAGCCCGACGAGCAUGUACCUGCGCAACCUGAUGAGCAUGGAUACGGAGGAGAUGAUUGCCGCCCAGCCGUGCGACGCCGUCGUGCUCGUCGGCGGCUGCGACAAGACGACCCCGGCCCAGCUCAUGGGCGGCAUCUCGGCGAACAAGCCGAUUCUGCAUCUCGUGACGGGACCGAUGAUGCCGGGGAGUCAUCGGGGCGUGCGGAUCGGUGCCUGCACCGACUGUCGGAACAAUUGGGCCAAGUUUCGCGCUGGCGAGAUGGACAUUGAGGACAUUUCAGCGAUUAAUGACGAGCUUGCACCUACUGCUGGUACGUGUGGUGUCAUGGGCACGGCGAGUACAAUGGCGUGCAUUCUGGUCGCACUCGGUCUGAUGCCUUUUGCCGGCGCCUCUGCUCCUGCGGUUUCGUCCUCGCGGCUGCGCAUCGCGGAGGAAACCGGCAAAUACGCCGUCGCCGCAUGCAGAAAAGAUACUGAUUUGACACCGCAGGCGCUGCUUUCGCGCGAGUCGUUCCUGAAUGCCAUGACCGUGUUGCAAGCCAUUGGUGGAUCGACGAACGCCGUGGUGCAUCUCAUGGCCAUUAUUGGGCGCCAUCCGGCAGUGGCCGGGACUAUAACAUUGGACACUGUGGAUGAGAUUGGGCGGAAGACGCCGCUGCUCGUCGACUUGAAGCCCAGUGGCGAGAAUUACAUGACCGACUUCCACAAUUCUGGUGGCAUGCUCGCUCUCCUUCACCAGCUCAAGCCCCUGCUCUACCUCGAGGCGAGAACUUACACUGGAAACACUUUGGGACAAGAGCUCGCCAGAGCCACUCCGCUCUCCGUCCCGCAAGAACUCAGCUGCAUCCAGCCAUUCACAUCGCCGCUCUAUCCCUCCUCGUCCCUGGUCGUCCUCCGAGGAAACCUCGCCCCCGGCGGCGCCGUCAUGAAAGCCGCCGCCUCCAAAUACCGCUCCCUGCUGAACCACCGCGGCCCAGCCGUCGUCUUUGCCGGCUCCGCCGACCUCGCCCACCGCCUCGAUGACCCGGCGCUCGACGUCACUGCGGACUCAGUUCUCGUCCUCCAAAAUAUCGGGCCAGUCGGUAACCCGGGCAUGCCUGAGGCUGGCAUGAUUCCCAUCCCGCGCAAGCUGGCGCAGCAGGGCGUGGCCGACAUGUUGCGCGUGUCGGACGGACGGAUGAGCGGCACGGCAGGCGGCACGAUUGCGUUGCACGUUUCGCCGGAAGCCGCUGAUCCGGCCUCGGUGCUGGGCAUUGUGCGCACGGGGGACUGGAUCGUAUGCGACGUCGAGAGGCGGCUGCUCGAGGUGGAACUGUCCGAUGAGGAGAUUGCGCUUCGACUCGAGCAACGAGGAAGUAUUUUGAAGGAAGAGGACAAGGUAACGUGGCAUACAAGGCAUAAGACGAGAGGCUACAGGGGUCUCUACCUUCGAUCCGUGAACCAGGCUCAACAUGGUGCGGAUUUCGACUUUCUCACAGCGGCCGGCCCUUCAUAA